This is a messenger RNA of Anopheles marshallii, 351 nucleotides long. RefSeq names its product transcription elongation factor SPT4 (gene spt4). Gene Ontology annotation, molecular function: zinc ion binding; RNA polymerase II complex binding. The transcript is spliced from 4 exons. Gene Ontology annotation, biological process: chromatin organization; regulation of transcription elongation by RNA polymerase II; positive regulation of DNA-templated transcription, elongation. Gene Ontology annotation, cellular component: DSIF complex; nucleus. Bases 1 to 351 code for a protein of 116 amino acids. NCBI's taxonomy places the organism in Eukaryota, Metazoa, Arthropoda, Insecta, Diptera, Culicidae. The record is from RefSeq and is a predicted model, not a curated record.
AUGGCUUUUGAUUCAAUCCCAAAAGAUUUGCGGGCGUUGCGAGCGUGCUUGGUGUGUUCAUUGAUAAAGUCAUUCGAUCAGUUCGAAACGGACGGCUGUGAUAACUGUGAGGAUUUCCUACGAAUGAAAAAUAACCGGGAACAGGUUUACGAUUGUACCAGCAACAAUUUCGAUGGAAUGAUUGCGGUUAUGACUCCGGACGAUAGCUGGGUUUGCAAGUGGCAACGAUUAAGUCGCUUCACAAAAGGAAUCUACGCAAUAUCUGUAUCCGGAAAGCUUCCCAACAGCAUAAUCAGGGAAAUGAAGAAUCGUGGAAUUCCGUAUCGGCCCCGCGACACGAGUCAGCGAUAG